GACUUUUCCCGCCGAUCCCCGUUGGCGUGUUUGGAUGAUCCAGGUUCUGUAGGAGCGUUCAGAGUGGACUUUUCUCGUCCUCCUUCGACUCUUGGAUGGUUGUCAAAUGUCCGGGUUUCAGGCUCUUUCAGUUUUUCCUGAUGAGGUCCAUCAGCUGUCAGCGAAUAAAGAGGCGGCAUGCCCUGAGCAGCAGGACAGGAGUGAGCAUCUGAAAAUUAAAGAUGAACCUGAGGAACUGUGGAGCAAUCAAGAGAACGAACAAAUUCACAGGCUAGAAGAUGACAUCAUCAAGUUCACUUUUGUUCCUGUCCCUGUGAAGAGUGAAAAUGAUGAAGAGGAACCUCAGUCUUCACAGCAUUAUCAAAACCAAUCCAAAGAGUCAGCCAGGUACUUUGAUCCAGAGAGAGAUUUACAACAACAUUCUGAGGUCAAGACUGAAGACUCUUCUGAUCCAGAGACUGAUGACAGCGCUGAUUGGAGGGAGAUGACAGAACACCAGUCAGGUUUAAAGUCAGAUGAGGAAAGCACAAAACCGGGAGCAAAGAUUCCAAAAAAAUUGUAUAUCUACUCAGAGUGUGGAGAAAGAUUGAAGGGUGAAAUGGGUGUGAUUAGACGCAUGGUUGUUCAUACCACAGAAAAACCCUUCAGCUGCUCUGAGUGUGGUUGGAGAUUUACCCAAAAAGGAAAUUUAACUGAUCACAUGAGAGUUCACACAGGUGAGAAACCAUUUGUUUGCUCUGUUUGUGACAAAAGAUUUAACUGUAACGGGAAUUUGACUUCACACAUGAUAGUUCAUACUGAAGAAAAAGCCUUCCCAUGCACUGAGUGUGGUAAGAAAUUUAACCGUAAAGACAGUAUGACGAGACACAUAAGAUCUCACAAAGGAGUAAAACCUUUUGUCUGCUCUGAGUGUGGUCAGAGAUUUACAUUAAAAGGAGGUUUAAAUGUUCACAUGAGAAUUCACACAGGACAGAAACCAUUUGUCUGCUCUGUUUGUGGCAAAAGAUUUAACUUAAACUGGCAUUUGACUUCACACAUGAUAGUUCAUACAGGAGAAAAACCCUUCCCCUGCACUGAGUGUGGUAAGAGAUUUUCCCGUAGAGACAUUAUGAUGAGACAUCUGAGAUCUCACAAAGGAGUAAAACCUUUUGUCUGCUCUGUGUGUGGUAAACGAUUUAACUGUGAAGGACAUUUGACUUCACACAUGGCAGUUCAUACUGGAGAAAAAGCCUUCGCCUGCACUGAGUGUGGUAAGAAAUUUAACCGUAGAGGAAAUUUAACUGUUCACAUGAGAAUUCACACGGGAGAGAAACCAUUUGCUUGCUCUCUGUGUGGCAAAAGAUUUACCAAUAAAGUAGGUUUGACCGCACACAUGGUAGUUCAUACUGAAGAAAAACCCUUCCCCUGCACUGAGUGUGGUCAGAGAUUUAACCUGAAAGGAAAUUUAACUGUUCACAUGAGAAUUCACGCAGGUGAGAAACCCUUUGUCUGCUCUGUGUGUUGCAAAAGAUUUACCCAACAAGCAAGUUUGACCAGACAUAUGCUAAUUCAUACCAAAGAAAAACCCUUCAGGCGUGUGAUUCUCAUGAAGAUGAAGUAAGCUAUGUCUGUGAUGAUUUUUUGGACAUAAUCAUGAAAAGUGAAAAUAUUUCAAGGGAUACUUCAGCAUUUUGGAAAAUUCGUCCAUUGCCAUCAUUCCUAUAGUCUUAGUAAUAGGUUUGUUUCCUUUAGUUGUCGGUGCACGCUGUUUAUAGAUCUGGGGGGAUUCACCAUGCUAUGAAAUAAUAACGUAUAAUUAUGUAACAUUACGACGCAUGAAGCAAAUACUCAGAAUUAUUUCUUGAGUAAACCACUAGGCGGAGUGACACAGUGCAGCAGCCAUGUC
Molecule: messenger RNA, 1885 nt
Organism: Cheilinus undulatus (humphead wrasse)
Lineage: Eukaryota; Metazoa; Chordata; Actinopteri; Labriformes; Labridae
Product: gastrula zinc finger protein XlCGF57.1-like
Exons: 2
Coding region: 107-1600 (497 amino acids)
Biological process (GO): regulation of transcription by RNA polymerase II
Cellular component (GO): nucleus
Molecular function (GO): DNA-binding transcription activator activity, RNA polymerase II-specific; RNA polymerase II cis-regulatory region sequence-specific DNA binding
Source: RefSeq, a predicted model, not a curated record